GUAGAGGAAAAAGAUGGUCGCCUCUUUAUAUAUUUGAACAUUAAUCUACUUUUUUUUAAAAAAUGUAGCCACCCCGUCAUGACGACUGAGUGACAGAGACAGAAAGUGCCCCAGGCAGAAUCAGCCUAUUCUGGAAGGAUUUCUGGAAAAGCCGAUGCUCCACUGCUGGUUUCCUUCGAGGCAGAACACUGGAAAAGAAAGACCAGAGGUCUCUUUUUCAUGCUGUUUCCCGUCGGGUCCCUUUCUGACCGCGCCCGGAUUAAUUACACUCCCCGAUCCUGCGAUCCGGCGAGGAUCUGAGUCCCGGAGGGGCGCAAAACUGGGCGGUGCUGGGCGGCGCACGUGUGAUCGGAGGCUGUGACAAUCUUUAAGUGAACACGAGCAGCUGCAGCUCUGCUUAAAGGAGAGGUAUUUUUCUCGUGUGCAGGGACGAUUUUCACCUUUGUACCCCGAAAAGAUAAGACGGGUUUCCAGUGUGGAAUUAACCUGCCGGGGGAGAUCCGGCACGGUCUGGCUGGGGGACUCUCCUCCAAGAGAGCCCACCUGCAGGGACUCACCACUUGACCCUCCCCACCCCCAGUUAAACCUUGAAAAAUGUGUUGUGAAAGAAAUAGAAGAUUUCUGCUGCUUUAUGCAAGUCAAAAAGGACAGGCAAAAGCCAUAGCUGAAGAAAUAUGCCAGGAGGCAAAGGAACAUGGAUUUGAAGCUGAUAUUCAUUGCAUCAGUGAAUCAGAGCAGUAUAACUUGGAUAAGGAAGAGGAUCCUGUGGUUAUUGUUACUUCUACUACUGGUACAGGAGAACCUCCAGAUACUGCAAUCAAGUUUAUAAAGGAAAUUAAUGACAAAAGUUUGCCAUCUGAUCACUUAUCUCAUAUACGAUAUGGACUGCUAGGUCUUGGAGACUCUGAAUUCACAUUCUUCUGCAAUGGUGGGAAAAUAAUAGACAAACGAUUUCUGGAACUUGGGGCUCAACGGUUUUGUGAAGUGGGUUUGGCUGAUGACGCUGUAGGGUUGGAGCUGGUGGUUGAACCAUGGAUUGCUGGACUUUGGGUUGCACUUAAUCAAGAGUUUGCAUCUAGAAAAGAAGAAAAAAAUACAUCUUUUUGUGCUAACAAGUUUUCUAAUCUCUGUAUAAGUCCCCAAGCAGAACGCUUGAAAACUGAAGAUUCCGGUGUGGAAAAUAAUCUUUCAUCAAAAGAAAAUAUUAACUCUGAACUUCCUACUGAAAACUCUCAACCUUCACUUUCUUUCUCAGGGUCUCCCCUCUCAAAUGCAACUCUUAAUAUUCCUGCUUUGCCACCAGAAUACCUAGAGGUGCAGUUUGAAGAAAGCUGUGCUCAGGAUGCUAGCCUACCUUAUAUUUCGGAGAACUCCAUUUUUCGUGUUCCUAUCACCAAGGCUAUUCAACUUACUAGGGAUGAUGCAGUUAAAAAAACAUUGCUGAUUGAACUGGAUAUUUCUGAAACAACAUUUAACUACCAACCUGGAGAUGACUUUAAUAUAAUUUGUCCCAAUAAUGUGUUGGAGGUGGAUGAACUUCUUGGUAUUUUGGGACUCUUGGGAAAAAAAGAUCAUUUUGUUUGCAUACGAGUUAAGGAAGGCACUAAAAAAAGAGGAGCAACAUUGCCACAGUAUAUACCAGAUAACAGUACUGUUAAAUUUAUGUUUACAUGGUGUCUGGAAAUCAGAGCAGUUCCCAAAAAGGCAUUUCUGCGCUCUUUGGUAAACUAUACCACUGACAUUAGUGAAAAAAGAAGACUUCAAGAAUUGUGCAGCAAACAAGGAUCCUCGGAUUAUAACUCUUUUAUAAGGGAUCCUAGUGUUACUUUAUUAGAUUUGCUCCGGGUUUUCCCAACUUGCAAGCCCCCACUUAGUCUUUUGAUUGAACAUCUUCCAAAGUUGCAAGCCAGACCCUAUUCAGUUGCAAGUUCGACUUUGUUUCAUCCUGGAAAGAUGCAUUUCAUCUUUAAUAUUCUGGAGUUUCCAUCCCACCUAGGUGAGCUGCGAAGAGGGGUCUGUACGGGUUGGCUAGCUGAUCUGGUUGCCCCAAUCCUUCAGGUGAAUCAGAAGAGCAAAGAAUUCUUCUCUCCACAGAUCAACAUAACGUCUCGCCCAUCCAAUGUUUUUCACCUACCAGACAACCCAUCUGUUCCUUUUAUUAUGGUUGGUCCAGGAACUGGAAUUGCCCCGUUUAUUGGCUUUCUUCAGCAUAGGCAAAAGCUCAGAGAAAAGCACCCAGAUUAUAUGCUAGGAGAGACGUGGUUGUUUUUUGGUUGCCGCCAUAAGGACAGAGAUUACUUGUUCCAGGAUGAGCUCCGAUUCUUUCUUGAAAAUGGUGUGUUAACUUACCUGAUAGUUUGCUUCUCAAGAGAUGUUCCAGCUGUGGCAGAAACUGCCCCUCCUAAGUACAUUCAAGAUAACCUCCAGCUUUAUUGUAAAGAGAUUAGUAGGAUUUUGCUGCUGGAGAAAGGAUAUUUUUAUGUGUGUGGAGAUGCAAAAAAUAUGGCUAAAGAUGUGAAUGACACACUGGUGGAAGUCUUCACCACUGAGAGAGGAGUUGAUAAAUUGGACGCGUUGAAAAUACUAGCUACAUUAAGAGAAGAAAAAAGAUACUUGCAGGAUAUCUGGGCCUGAACACAAGCUUUUUGAAUUCAUUUGACCAAUGUAAACAGCAAUUUUUUAAAUGCCUACUUCUGUCUGUAAUUUUCUCUGAAUUAUUAUUUGAACUGUUUUUCUAGGGAAAUAACAAAGAGAAAUACAUCAUUACCAAGACAUUUGUCACAGUACACAAUAAAUGAUGCCACUUAUUUCCAUCAAGAA
Pantherophis guttatus is the source of this 2820-nucleotide messenger RNA. It is a transcript of the gene MTRR, whose product is annotated as 5-methyltetrahydrofolate-homocysteine methyltransferase reductase. Gene Ontology annotation, molecular function: flavin adenine dinucleotide binding; [methionine synthase] reductase (NADPH) activity; FMN binding. Gene Ontology annotation, cellular component: cytosol. Lineage: Eukaryota; Metazoa; Chordata; Lepidosauria; Squamata; Colubridae. Gene Ontology annotation, biological process: homocysteine metabolic process. The record is from RefSeq and is a predicted model, not a curated record.